UAGACAUAUUGUUGGAGCUUAUAACAGAGCAGAUGGCGUACCAAGAUACAUCCUUCAAAGAGUCGAAAAGGCAUUGAAUUAUUAUGGUUCAAAAGGCACUCGAAGGAAGAGAAAAGAUUUUAA
Molecule: messenger RNA, 123 nt
Organism: Scutellospora calospora
Lineage: Eukaryota; Fungi; Glomeromycota; Glomeromycetes; Diversisporales; Gigasporaceae
Source: the annotation of a GenBank genome assembly